Molecule: messenger RNA, 2351 nt
Organism: Leptinotarsa decemlineata (Colorado potato beetle)
Lineage: Eukaryota; Metazoa; Arthropoda; Insecta; Coleoptera; Chrysomelidae
Gene: IFT54
Product: Intraflagellar transport 54
Biological process (GO): regulation of microtubule cytoskeleton organization; cilium assembly; intraciliary transport
Cellular component (GO): ciliary basal body; axoneme; intraciliary transport particle B
Molecular function (GO): microtubule binding
Source: RefSeq, a predicted model, not a curated record
AUAUUGAGUUAUUCCUUUUGUUACUCUGAGAUUAUUCCAGAUAAGAGUUAUCCCUGCCUUAUCUAUUAUGAUCGAGCAAAGAGCGCGAAUAACUUUUGACGAGAAUGGGGGAUGGCCAUCGACAUAAGUCGGUGUGGAUGGCUCUUUAUGCGCCUCAAUGGAAGCAAAAGCCAUUAACAUAGAGAGAGAGAGAACAGAUAUGUGAUAAAAUUAGAGGGAACAAAACACUUAUUCAAGUAGCACUUGAGAUUUUCACUGUUCAAUGAAAAUUAUUACUUGAAUACGUUAUGAAUUUUCAUCAAGAUUUUGACCAAUUUCUUCACAUAAAAUCCACCAAAUCUGUUCCAGUUUUAGUUACCAUGGAAACUCGAAAAUAACUUUGUCAACAUUUACUAUCCUAAUUUUCAAAUCCAAAAUUAUCCAUUAAAAAUAAAAAAUGAUAGCAAACAUAUAUUGGGGAUAAAAUAUAUUAGAAAUUGAGAAAGAAAUCAGUAUGUCUGAAGAAAUCACUACUGAAACGAUUAAAAAGACACAAAAAAGUUUGGGAAAAUAUGUGAAGAAACCAUCAUUAACAGAAAAAUUAUUAAGAAAACCUCCCUUUAGGUUUUUACACGAUAUUAUUCACACGGUAGUUAAAGAAACGGGUUAUUUGGUCGGCCUUUUUACAGAAGAGGAACUUUCAUCAGAAAAUGUUAAAGAUAAAGAUUCCAAAAUAAACUUUUUGGAUAAACUUAUCGAUGCAGUUAGAACUACUACACAAACCAAAUUAACUGUACGAUCUAGUAAAAUUGUUGCUGGUCUGGAGCCAACGAAUACAAAUCUAUUAUUACAAGCUAUCGCUAAAGCAAUAGAUAAUAAAAUUGACACCUCUAGUUAUGUAAACCAACUGAAAUCUGCGAAGGAAAAUAAAAAAUCAGAUACAUUAAAGGAAGGAAAAUCUAAAACUGGUUCAAAAGAAAAAAAUGUUAGAAAUAAGGAAACUGAUUCCAAAUCUUCAAAACGUGGUAAAAGUGGUGAUGAGAUUCCAAAACAGAAAAAAACGAUUGAUGAGACUCUGAAGUCAAAAAAAACUGGAAGUGAGAGCUUAAAAAAUAAAAAAGUUUCAAGUUCUCGAGAUUCCUCUAGAAAUAAAGUAUCUUCAAGAACUAAAAUAGGGACAGAAUCACCACAAAAGGUCGUUGAAUCAGAGAAUGUUGCAAUGAAUGAAAUUCUUCAAAAUGGUCAAAAUAACAAAAAAGUCGAUAAUGAAGAACUAACUGAAAGCAAUAUUUAUGAUACGACAAAAGAGGGUGACAUUCUUGUACAAUCUCAACCUCAGGAAAGUUCGAAUGAAAAUGCUGGUGAGAGGAGCACAACUGAAAUUAUUGAAAAUGAUAAAACUUCCCUCAGAACUGAGGAGAAUCUCAAGAAUAUAAGACCAAAGUCAGCAAGACCAAAAAGUGGCGAGAAAAAAUCAAUAUCUGUCAUAAAAACAGAUUCGAUUGAUAAAGAUCAUAACCAAAAUGUUGAUACUAUAGCUGGUAAUAUAAUACGUCCCAAAAGCUCUUUGAGACCUCCAAGCGUUCGACCAUCAAGCUCUAGACCCGGUGCCCCUCGUCUUAGACCAGAAUCAGUUUUACCUCUACAGGAAACAGUUACAAUGGGCAACAUAAAUGUCAUUGUAGAGAAAGUAGAUUUAAUGGAUGAUGAAGAAACUGUUGUUAUAGAAACAACCACAGAGAUGCCCAGGGAAACUUUAAGAAAUCUUGACAUAUCAGGGGACAAUAAGGGGCAGCUGGUUGAGCAAAUAUUAGAGCAAAUUCAAGAGGAAGAGGGCUCAAAGAAGAAAGUUGACAUCGAUUGGGAUGCAGAUGCAUUGCAUAGUGAAGAUUCAGCAUACAAAGAAGUUAAUCAACUUCGGACCUAUAUUCAAAAUCUAACAAAAACUGCCAAUCCCUUAGGAAAACUGUUGAAUUAUCUGCAUGAAGAUAUAGAUGCUAUGCAUGGUGAGUUACAGAUGUGGCUGAAUUCCAAGAAGCAGUUAUCAGAGGAAAUACAGAAACAAAAAAAAAAGAUAAAUGUGGAGGCUAAUAAACCCCUAUUGAUCCAUCUCGACCAGCUUCGACAAGAAAUUAAUAAAGUUAAGCAAGAAAUAAUAACGGCACAGAGCAAUAUUUCAAGGAAUGAUAUAAGAAUUCAAGAAUUGUUAAGUAAAUGAUGCACUUGUUAAUUCAUUUAAGUUAGGCAUAUUAUUGAUGUUUUCUUCAGGUUUUUAUUAGUAAUAGAAGUAGGCCAAAAUACAUUUUUAUAUUAGUCUUUGCAUUUGGGUACUUUUUUGUUAACACAGAGAAAAUAUAUAUUGCAACUAUGAA